CCAUGGGGCUCAGUGAUGGGGAGUGGCAGAAGGUGCUGAAUGUCUGGGGGAAGGUGGAGGCCGACCUUGCUGGCCAUGGACAGGAAGUCCUCAUCAGGCUGUUUAAGAACCACCCCGAAACUCUGGACAAGUUUGACAAGUUCAAGAACCUGAAGUCAGAAGAUGAAAUGAAGGCCUCAGAGGACCUAAAGAAGCAUGGCUGCACUGUGCUCACAGCCCUGGGGGUCAUCCUGAAGAAGAAGGGACAGCAUGCUGCAGAGAUCCAGCCUCUGGCCCAGUCACAUGCCACCAAGCACAAGAUCCCAGUCAAGUACCUGGAGUUUAUCUCAGAAAGCAUCAUCGAGGUCCUGAAGAGCAGACAUUCUGGGGACUUUGGAGAUGACGCUCAGGGUGCCAUGAGCAAAGCCCUGGAGCUGUUCCGGAAUGACAUUGCCGCCAAGUACAAGGAGUUGGGCUUCCAGGGCUAAGCCGCCUGCUCCCACUGCCCAGCCCACAAAGCUGGGACCCAGUGUCAUGUAGCAAGUAGAGUGUGCAGUGUCUUAGGUUAGCAGAGAACAGAAGAGGGGAACGUAGCAUGGCAUUCAGCCAUCUAACCCACACUCCUGGGGACAGGGCUCCAGGUGGCACCACCUGGAACCCAGAGGUGCAAAGUGACCUCUGCUUCCUCAGUUCUUUUGGGUCAUGCUCAGUCCUCCUGUCACCUAAAUCCCAAGCCCAACCCACUUCCUCCUGGUUUCUGAAAAAAUCUCUCCUCCCACUGUCACAUUUGAUCCCAAAUCCAAGUCACUGACCCUGACCUUUGACUGAGGUAGAGUGUUGCUUAGUGGGAAUAGAAGAGGGAAAGGAGGCGGUGGGCAUCUGGACAUCUCCUGCUGCUCAAGUUCCCACUGGCCCACCGUGUUUCAAUAAAAUACCCUGAAAUCCCUCA
Cricetulus griseus (Chinese hamster) is the source of this 928-nucleotide messenger RNA. Lineage: Eukaryota; Metazoa; Chordata; Mammalia; Rodentia; Cricetidae. The record is from RefSeq and is a predicted model, not a curated record.